Molecule: messenger RNA, 1671 nt
Organism: Aspergillus thermomutatus
Lineage: Eukaryota; Fungi; Ascomycota; Eurotiomycetes; Eurotiales; Aspergillaceae
Product: cytochrome P450
Exons: 3
Coding region: 1-1671 (556 amino acids)
Molecular function (GO): oxidoreductase activity, acting on paired donors, with incorporation or reduction of molecular oxygen; monooxygenase activity; heme binding
Source: RefSeq, a predicted model, not a curated record
AUGCCUUCGCAAACAUUCUAUCUCCUUGGAGAGGAUAUCUCCACCGCCAAAGAGAUUGAAAUCGAUGCUUCCCAGGGCAUCGAAGGAUUGAGGCACCUGGUUGCUGCUCACUUUGCUAUUGUUGAGCCAAGUGGCAUCGCCUUCCAGGCAAACAAUGCUGUCCUCACAGAGUCAUCCGAUGUCGCCGCUGCGGCCGGUCCUGUGGCCAUUACAAUCGAUGGGCAUGCUGUUCGCGAUCCCCCUUGCCCCCGGCAAUUACCCUUCGUCGGUACCUUCUUCGAAGUCUAUCCCGACCAUCUAGGAAACCAUCAGCGCCUUUUUGAUCAGUACGGGCCUGUCGUCAAGACGAGCAAUCUAGGUCGUGUGACCUACCAGACCAAUGACCCUAAGAUUUCCGCUAUUGCCUUCUCUGAAUCUGAUUUCUUCACCAAGAAGAUCAACGAAUCCCACCCUCUUUAUGCUCUGAAAACUCCAUCGGCUGGGGUUUUCCUUGGUGAUACAGACACCGAAGAGUGGAGAGUGGCCCAUAAAUUCUUACCUCCAGCACUAGGCCCCAAGGCAGUGCGCCACUAUGCUCCCACCAUGCAGAAGACAGUUGAGGAUUCCUUCAAAGUGUUUGACUACUUUGAUGAGCAGGGUGAAGCCUGGAAUGUUUACCAGCACAUGCUCAAGCUGGGUUCUCAGGCUGUUGGUAAACUUACUCUUGGCUUGGAUUUCCAGCACUUCAGCUCCCCUGAAGCCCCAGUGCAUGAGAUGGUUCAUAAUAUUGCUGAGCUUCUGUCUUUGAAUAAGAAGGUCACAUCAAAGGGGGACUGGUACAGUUCUCUGCCCUUUGGCGACCCCAAACGCCUCAGAGUCCUGAAGGCCCGCAUUGAGGAGAUGGUGGACGAGUCAAUCCAGAAGGCCUCCAGAGGUGGUGUCGAGGAUCUUCCAUUGCAAGACGCUGCCUUGAGUGCAAGCAACAUGGUUGACUACGCGGUGCGUGCCACUGAUAGCAAGGGCGAAAAGUUGCCCAAGUCCAGCUUGGUUUGGGCUCUUGUCGUCGCCACCGGAGCCGGCUUUACCACCACCAGUUCCCUCCUUUCGUGGCUCAUCUAUGGUCUUUGCACAUACGAGGGCAUGCAAGAGAGACUUCUCCAGGAGUUGAUUGAUCAUGGCUUUGAUGAAAACACCCAGAUGACUGCCGAGUUCACCGAAAAGUUGGACUUCCUUGAUAAAUAUAUCAAGGAAACCCAGCGUCGUCACAACCCAUCUUUCCAGCCUGGACGUACUGCCAAAGUUGAUCUUAUUCUUCCUGGAGGAUACAAGCUGCCGAAGGAUUCAGUUAUCGUGCCUGCCCUUCACCAUAUCCACAACAACCCGGAACUGUGGGACAACCCUGCCCGAUUCAACCCAGACCGAUGGGACACCGAGGAGGUCAAGAACAGACACAAGGCUGCUUACAUUCCCUUCGCCAUGGGUCCUCGUAUGUGCAUUGGGUUCAACUUUGCACUUCAGGAGAUCAAGGUCUUCUUGCCUAAACUCAUCUACCGCUACAAGUUCUCCCGAGAGGGCGAUGGACCCAUUGAAUAUGACCCCAUGUUCCAGCUGAUCAGACCAAACAAUCUGUACGUGCGUGCAGAAAGACGAGUCAAGUGGCCGCCAAAGUCGACCAAGAGCACCGCAGCCUGA